AUGGCCUCCUCGGUCUUUUUCAAGUUCAAGUCUCAGAAGGAGCCCACCCGCGUGGAGUUCGACGGGACAGGCAUCUCCGUCUUCGAGCUGAAACGUGAAAUCAUCCUACGAAGCGGCCUCGGCGAUGGAACCGACUUCGACCUUGUCAUCUGCGCCGACGAGGGCAUGAAAGAAGUCUACGACGAUGACACGACAAUUAUUCCCCGAUCCACUACGGUCAUUGCUCGGCGUAUGCCUCCCAAGGUAGCCGGCAGAGGAGGUGCCGCCCGCUAUGUCUCCGGCAAGAUGCCCGUACAUGCAAAGAACUCGUCGCGGCGGGAACAGAUCGCCAAACCGGCCGUCAAGGCACAGUCCAACACGUUGGCGCAGCUGAGUAGUGCGAUGACGGAGGAAGAAAAGCUGGCGGCGGUCUUCCAGGCGCAGACUGAGAACUUCACCUCCCGCGAGGAAGAGAUGGCUACACAACAAUACGUCGCCAAGGGAGGCCCCAAGAAACCGGCCAAUGUCCCCGAUCAUGAACCCCCUCAGGGCUACAUCUGCUAUCGGUGCGGUGAGAAGGGCCACUGGAUUCAACUUUGCCCAACCAACGACAACCCCGAGUACGACAACCGUCCCCGUGUCAAGAGGACAACGGGCAUUCCCAGGUCGUUCCUAAAGACAGUAGACAAGGCAACGGCGCUUGGCCAGAACGCUGACGGCGAAGACUCGAAGACUCCGUCCGGCAUCAUGGUCAAUGCGGACGGAGAGUUCGUGAUUGCUGAACCGGACAAGGCGGCCUGGGAACAGUUCCAGGCCAAAGCCAAGGCGAACCCCGCCGCCCAGAAGGCCGCUGCCGAGGAGGACAAGAUCGUCCGGGAACGAGGCUUGGAGUGCCCCGUCGACAAGAAAAUGUUCAUAGAGCCAAUGAAGACUCCGUGUUGUGAGAAGACGUAUUGCAAUGAUUGCAUCACCAAUGCUCUCAUUGAGAGCGACUUCGUCUGCCCGGCUUGCAAGGCAGAAGGCGUCCUGAUCGAUGAUCUGAAGACGGACGAGGAGGCCGUGGAGAAGAUCAAGGUGUUUCUUGCCGAGAAGGAUGGUAAGAAGGAGAGGUCUAACAGCCCCCCUGCCGAGGCAAACUCGCCGGCAACCGUCGGCAGGGAGGAAGUCGAUACUAGGCCCGACGGAAGCAAGGCAAAAUCACAUUCACCAUCGCCUGCUCCUGCAGCGCCCGCGACAAACCAACCUGCCCAGUCGUCAACUUCAACCCCGCAGAGCGCCGCGUCCACACUUGCCACUGGGGAACAGGCUCAACCUUCCAACAAGCGCCCCGCAGAGGACGCCUUGGAGAACCCCAAAAUUCCGAAAGCGCCCAAGGCCAUGCAGAAGGCGCAAGAAGUCCAACAACAAAACAUGAUGCCAAUGAUGAACGGCGGACAAAAUUACCCGGGAGGUAUGACCGGCAUGAACGGCAUGCCGAUGGGCGGAAUGCCUAUGAUGUACCCGGGCAUGCCUAUGAUGGGCGGCAACUACGGGGCCAUGGGCGGUAUGCCCAACAUGGGCAUGGGCAUGAUGAACCCCAUGAUGAAUCCUAUGAUGGCGGGCCAGAUGGGCGGCGGCUACGGCGGCAUGAACAACAUGGCCGGUGCCGGCGGGUACAACAACGGCGGUUGGGGUGGGUCCGGUGGCAUGGGCAUGAACAACGGCAACAUGGGCGGCGGGCGGACGAAUGGGAUGGGCAUGGGCACGGGCGGUGGUUACAGCAAUGGUCCUCAUCAACAGCAGCAGCAACAAUACCAGCAGCAACAACAACAGCACCAGCAGGGCCAGGGGCAGCAGCAUUUUGGACACCAGCAAAACCAAGGCCAGGGGCAACAGCACUUUGGACACCAACACAACAAUAGCGGCAAUAAAAACUUUGCCUAUCAGCCUGCUGUUGAGGAGGACGACGCCUACUUCCGCAAGCCGGUCAACCCGCAUCGACAUCAGAACCGGCAGCGCCGCGUCAGGCCUAGCGAUUACAGGGAGCUCUGA
Messenger RNA from Chaetomium fimeti, 2010 nucleotides. RefSeq names its product DWNN domain-containing protein. Gene Ontology annotation, molecular function: nucleic acid binding; zinc ion binding; ubiquitin protein ligase activity. Gene Ontology annotation, biological process: ubiquitin-dependent protein catabolic process; protein ubiquitination. The record is from RefSeq and is a predicted model, not a curated record. Gene Ontology annotation, cellular component: nucleus. The transcript is spliced from 3 exons. Lineage: Eukaryota; Fungi; Ascomycota; Sordariomycetes; Sordariales; Chaetomiaceae. The coding region runs from base 1 to 2010 and encodes 669 amino acids.